Molecule: messenger RNA, 936 nt
Organism: Populus nigra (black poplar)
Lineage: Eukaryota; Viridiplantae; Streptophyta; Magnoliopsida; Malpighiales; Salicaceae
Exons: 1
Coding region: 1-936 (311 amino acids)
Biological process (GO): regulation of DNA-templated transcription; nucleosome assembly
Cellular component (GO): nucleolus
Molecular function (GO): DNA binding; histone binding
Source: RefSeq, a predicted model, not a curated record
AUGGCCGUCACCAAGGAAGAGCUGGAGUUUCUUGAAACAAGAAAGCUGCUUAAAGAACAAAUCCGAAAACAAAACUGUUCUCAUCAUCUCUCGGAGCUUUCAAAUUCUGAUCAUAAUACAACUAAAACUUACAGAUCAUUUUUUGGCCCUUCUCAACCGAGUAUCGCUCCGAGAGUUAUUCAAGAAAGCAAAAGCAAGCAACAAACCCAGAUUCCACAACAUAGAGCAGUAAGUGCCGAUAUCCUUCUUUCUGCAAUGGAUAAUCAGACCAAAGUCCAAAGGCUUCGACAGACAAGAGACUACUCUUUCCUGUUCUCUGACGACAAUAAUCUGACGCCACCAGUUUCUAGUGCCACUCCUGCACAAGCAUCAGUGCCUUCAUCAAAGCACUACACAAAUGUGAAGGGAUUAAGAAAAUUCAAUGACCCUAAAUUGAACCCGAAACAGCCAGCCUUGGCAUGUUCCUUGAAGCCUCUCACAAACAAGGGGGUAAUGGAGAAAACCCCAUCACGUAUGUCCUUGCAAUAUCAAUGUACCGAUAAAAGAAAGCCUAUCGUCAAAGCAGUUCAUCCAACAAAGCAGUUAGUGAAGCCCCAUGAGAUGACAAACAAGCGAGUACGCGACAAUAUUUCAUCGUCUGUCUCUAAUUUGCAAGAUCAUUGUCCCAAGAAAAGAAGACUUUCAGAUGAAGAAGAUGAUUGUGAAGGUGAAAAGGCUCUUCUCAUAAUUAGAAAAAUGUUCAACACCAAAAGGUUUGCUAGUCGUGACGAUAGAGAUAUAAAAAUGGAGGCAAGCUUUGGAGACAUAACGAAGGAAGAGAAAAGAAGUGAAAGGCUUGGCAGGAAAGAAGAUCGAGAGCAACUCCGCCUAUUAGAAGAAAACGCGAGGCGUCAGCGGAUGAGGAAGCAUAAUCAAGGAACAAAAUUUUUUAUAUAG